Molecule: messenger RNA, 1921 nt
Organism: Pelmatolapia mariae (spotted tilapia)
Lineage: Eukaryota; Metazoa; Chordata; Actinopteri; Cichliformes; Cichlidae
Exons: 12
Coding region: 39-1829 (596 amino acids)
Source: RefSeq, a predicted model, not a curated record
CUGGUCAUGAUAUCGGUUUGGAUAUAUGAGGGGGAAACAUGAAGAUGAAACCAGGAGAUGUCCUUACUGAAUCAUCAGAGCUGAACAGCUUGAAAAUGAGUGAUUCAGAGGAUCCCGAGCUGGAGGAAGAGCUUCAGGCUGCUGACGAACUCCUUCAAGAUAUGCAGAAUGAUGCACAGAGUGAACCUCAGCCAAGACCAGUGCGCUGGAAAAAACGUGACAGACAGGGAGAUUUUAUUCCUCAAAGGCCAUCAACCAGUCGAAGUACUACUUGCAUGCCAGGUGUGUCCAGAGAUCAGCAUCAAUGUCCACGUGAAGAAACUAGUUAUGUUACCAGUGUCAACCCAACAAAAGUGUAUGGAACUGAGGUGCUUCGUCAGGAGCUCCUUCAGUUGUUGGAGGAUGGAGAAGAGGACGCAGCCAUGACUUGUGAGACGUCGUCUGAGUCAGCUGCUACUCACUGGGCGAUCAGAAAUAUGGUGUCCUCGCAAAAGUGGAAAGAGGCCAGGCCUUGUCUUAUAGACAAUAUGUUAGCUACUCUGGAUCCACAGUCACACCGUGUGUGUCAGUGUGGCAAACAAGUAGUUGUGAGGUGUCUGGACUGCCUGCCUCUUCCAUUCCUUUGUGCUGACUGUGAUAUUGCAGUUCACACACGCUUUGUCCUGCACAACAGAGAGGCAGUAACAGGAGGGUUUUUGCAGCCUUCAUCAGAGUUUCACAAGCCAAUUGUUCGGCUGUUGCCUGUCCAAAGGCCAGACCAUGUGUGUGACUGCCCAGCAGGUAACGUUGAGGUUUCACCCGGCUCAAUUGUGGCUCUUGUAACCAUAAAUGGCCGUUAUAACCUUGCACUGCCAGUGGUGAGAUGCACCAGCUGUGGCCUAAUGUGGUCCCCCUCAGUUAAGGACAUCCUGGGUAGUGGAUAUUGGCCUGGCACCUUAAAUUUCUGCACCCUGUUUUCAAUGGAUGUCUUUCAGUCUUUCUAUGACAUUAAGAAGGCUGCACCAGGGAUGUCACUUAAGGCAUUUGUCAAAAUGCUGGAUGAACGAACAGCCCAUUUUGGAAGGACUGGCCGAAUAUCAGCUGAUGCCUUCAGUAGAAGUUUCUUGGAGUGGAGUGCUGUAAAGUUUGAGGUGGACAGGAUGUGCAAGGAGCCAUGCUUUAGCUGCCCUGCCUGCACUCCAGACAUGCUUGCCGUCUCAGUUGAUGGAAACCGUAAGCUUUAUCGCUUUCAAUCUAAUGCAAGCACUUCAGAGCAGGGGAACUUUGAAGGUGUCUUCAUUGAAAAAGAUGAGGACGUUGCUGAGUUUGUGAAAUACAUCCAGAGACAUACAAAUCAUGUCCCAGGGAAAGGGUUGUGCGGAUCUUCAUCUUGGACUGCAGCAAAGGAGUCGUCCAAAAAGUCCACUGGGAAGUUGGAUGAAGAGGGCAUGGAAAUAGCUGUUUGUCGCCACGGAGUCCUCUUAGCUGCAUUGAACAUGUUUCGAGGGGAGAUCUUUGCUUACCCCCUUUUUCUCCAGAGGAAGUUGGCAGCUAACGUCCCAGGACAUAUUACGUUCCUUUGCUCCGAUGUGGCCUGUAAAUAUUUCCCCUAUUUAACCAAGGUGGCUCAGCAGUGCCCUGAGCUGAGGAACCUUUUGUCAAUGCGUCCUUUUCUCUCCGUCAUGCAUGCAAAGGCUCUCAUUUGGAAAUGCGAAAUCAAAUGGGGAGGUGCGUUUCAGGAUGGGGCCGGUUCAACAGUUGGAGAAGAGGUGGAACAAGUAAACAGUUUCCUGUCUAGGGCGGCCAUCACAACGAAGUACAUGUCUAAAGCAGAUCAUAAGGAUCCUUAGAGAACAAGUGGAGAGCCUGAAUGCGACCAAAAAUGAGCUGGGUGUGGAUGACGACACACUGCAGCAAUGGGUGGCCGAUGUGCAGAAAUGGG